AUGACAUUUAUUUUGAUUUAUGAGGGGUUGACACUUUAAUUUUGAGGUUAAAUGUAAAUAUGAUCUAAAAAUAUAGAAGAAUACCGAAAUAUUGUAAUUUGUCUAUGUGAGUUACAUUCAGCAAUAGGGAGAUAACAUUUGCAAAUUUGUUCAUCAAAAUGUUUACAAUCAAAGAUGUUCGUGUGGCUAAACAAUUAGUAAGACUUAACUCAACUGCACCAACAGAGUUUGUUAAUAGAAACCCUAGAAACUUAGAGCGAAUGCGCAUUGGAAGAAAACCUGAUGGAUAUCACUUAGAUAAACCUGGACGAAAAUUUUGGCAUAAACUUGUCAUUACUCCAAGCACUAGAACAAUUACUGCGCAAGUAGUACAUUACAUGAAUGGACCUGUGGUAGAAGCUAAAACAUCGGAAUGGGCUUUAAAAAAACAACUGUAUAGUGUUGUUGAUACCUGUGCUUACAUUAAUUUAGGUAGAGUUCUGGCCCAAAGAUGCCUAGAAUUUGGAAUAUCUGAAGUGUAUUGUGAUUUGAAACCCUUAGAAGGAAGUAAAAUCGAGAAAUUUCUUAAAGAAGUAGAAAACGGAGGUAUUAAAUUGCAAGAAUUGGAUGUCUAUAAAAAACCAAAUCCAUGGGAUCAGUUUAGACCAGAAAAGCCAUGGGAAGUUACAGAAGAAUAAUUUUAACUAAUAUUUCUUAAGAAUGAUUAUUGUUAUUGUAGAUAUUAAAAUAAAUAAUAGAAGAAAUAA
This is a messenger RNA of Colias croceus (clouded yellow), 746 nucleotides long. It is a transcript of the gene mRpL18, whose product is annotated as 39S ribosomal protein L18, mitochondrial. Gene Ontology annotation, molecular function: 5S rRNA binding; structural constituent of ribosome. Bases 159 to 677 code for a protein of 172 amino acids. Gene Ontology annotation, biological process: translation. Lineage: Eukaryota; Metazoa; Arthropoda; Insecta; Lepidoptera; Pieridae. The transcript is spliced from 2 exons. The record is from RefSeq and is a predicted model, not a curated record. Gene Ontology annotation, cellular component: ribosome; mitochondrion.